Messenger RNA from Colletotrichum gloeosporioides, 1047 nucleotides. Its product is annotated as Trans-enoyl reductase fsr4. Gene Ontology annotation, molecular function: oxidoreductase activity, acting on NAD(P)H. The transcript has 2 exons. The record is from RefSeq and is a predicted model, not a curated record. Lineage: Eukaryota; Fungi; Ascomycota; Sordariomycetes; Glomerellales; Glomerellaceae. The coding region runs from base 1 to 1047 and encodes 348 amino acids.
AUGAAAGAGGCAUUGAUUGACAACAAUCUUCGGGUCAAGAUUCACGAUGUGCCCAUCCCUACACCCGGCCCUGGUCGGCUCUUGAUACGGACAAUUGUAUCUGGAACCAACCCCAAAGACUGGAAAAUGCCAAAACUUUGGGUUCCCCAAGCUUCGCCUAGCAAUUAUGGUGAUGAUCUUUCCGGCUACAUUGAGGCUGUCGGUGAGGGUGUGUUAGGCUUCAGCAAGGGCGAUCGCGUGGCUGCUUUUCACGAAAUGGGCGCACCCCACGGAAGUUACGCAGAAUACUCGAUCGCAUGGGCUCACUCCGCGUUCCAUCUUCCAGCCAACAUCACUUUCGAAGAAGCCGCGACGAUCCCUCUGGCUGCAAUGACAGCUGCUUUGGGCCUCUACCAGAGACUCGGUUUGCCCCUACCCUGGAGUACAACCACAACACCCCUGCCGUUGGUCAUCUACGGAGGGGCCACAGCCGUCGGAUCAUUUGCCAUCAAGCUUGCAGCUCUCUCCAAUAUUCACCCCAUCAUUGCCAUUGCAGGCAACGGCACUCCUUACGUCAAUACCUUACUCGACAAGUCUAAGGGCGACAUGGUGAUCGACUACCGCCAAGGGGAGGCUCACAUGCUGGAGAAAAUCAAGGAAGCUGCCGGCGAUAAUCCGAUCAUCUACGCCCUUGACACUGUGUCUGAAAUGAACACGCUUCGAACGAUUGAUCGAGCGCUUGUACCCGGCAAAGGCAAAAUUGCAAAUCUUCUACCAAGCUCGCCUGAACACAAAUUGUUCUCGGAGUUGAUGUUUACGAUGGUAGGAACUGUACACACUUCCAAGUCCACCAAACCUUGGCCAGCUCUUGGCGACAAAGAAUUUGGGGCACUCUUUUUCUCGUUCUUCGGGCGGGGCCUGCAAGAAGGCUGGUUCCAUGGGCAUCCCUACGAAGUCCGGACUGGAGGAUUAGAUGCCUUGGGGCAGAUUCUCGGAGAUCUCGAGGCGGGCAAAAACUCGGCGAAGAAGUACUUGCUGAAAAUAGCAGAAACCAAGGGCGUUAUGUGA